Molecule: messenger RNA, 840 nt
Organism: Lottia gigantea (owl limpet)
Lineage: Eukaryota; Metazoa; Mollusca; Gastropoda; Lottiidae
Exons: 1
Coding region: 1-840 (279 amino acids)
Biological process (GO): RNA catabolic process
Cellular component (GO): extracellular region
Molecular function (GO): RNA binding; ribonuclease T2 activity
Source: RefSeq, a predicted model, not a curated record
AUGUUGAAGUUGGUAUUAUAUUUCUUUUCAAUUUUCUCUUUUACUGAUAUUGUGAAUAAUGCAUUGAGUCUUCCAGAACAUUUUGGACAUUCAAGGUUUUUAUCUGUGAAUACGCUGCAUCCCAAAAAUACAAACUUUACAUACUUCACAUUUACUCAAGCCUGGCCCACUACCGUAUGUUUACAAGGGGAAGAAGAACAUCAUAAAUGUAACAGAGUUCUAAACGUAACGGGAUGGACAAUUCAUGGAUUAUGGCCGUCAGGAGGUUCAAGCAAAGAAGGGCCAGAAGAAUGCAACAAAACAGCUGAAUUCAACUCAUCUGCUGUGGCACCAUUAUUGAAAGAGUUACAAAUGUAUUGGCCAAACUUGUACAUUGAUACAGCUGCUAACGGCUUUUGGGAACAUGAAUGGUUUAAACACGGAACAUGUGCAGCUAGUGUAAAACAGACUGCCAAUGAGUAUUUAUACUUCUUACAAGGUUUGACACUUUACAAAGAAAUAAACCUUACAAAUGUGAUGGCAGAAGUAGGAAUUGUGCCAGAUGAUGACAAACAAUAUGAUGUAUAUAAGAUAUUAACAAGUUUAAAGAACAAAUUAAAUGGAAUAGAACCCGUUAUAAGCUGUUUUAAAAGUAAACGUGAUGGGAAGUUUUAUUUGGACCAAAUGGAGAUUUGUUACUCCAAAGAUUUCGAAAUGGUGGACUGUACACAACAAAGAACAAAUACGCUGACUUUCAGGUCGCUAAAAGACAUCUUAAAACCUGAAACCAGUGAUAGACAUUUACAAAAUUGUCCUAAAGAAGGUUUUGUAUACUAUCCAACAGUUCACGGCACUGUUUAA